Messenger RNA from Gambusia affinis (western mosquitofish), 4516 nucleotides. RefSeq names its product atonal bHLH transcription factor 1a (gene atoh1a). The transcript is spliced from 2 exons. The record is from RefSeq and is a predicted model, not a curated record. Gene Ontology annotation, molecular function: protein dimerization activity. Lineage: Eukaryota; Metazoa; Chordata; Actinopteri; Cyprinodontiformes; Poeciliidae. Bases 2773 to 4296 code for a protein of 507 amino acids.
ACUGUUUCAGUGCAACAUCAGAUGUCCGUAGUGAGUAAUGAACCUUUGGGCAAAGCAGUGGGCUGGAAAGCUUCAUUGCUUCAUGAGGCUUCAUUUAUCCAUCACUGUAAUCAGAAGGAAGGUCAACUUACCAUUACAGGAAAGCCAAUUUAUACACCGUCAUCUGUGGCAAUGCUGAUUAGCCUGAGCAUUUACAACAGGAUGAGCUGAGGAAGAAAAGCUGCAGCGGUAGCAGAGUUAGGGGGAAAGGAGGCGGGGCAUGAGCAACGAUAUUGCGAUUGACAGCGCUAAGACCCACCUGCCGGCUCUGAUUGGUUGUUUCUAGUUAGCACUGGGAGAAGACAGAUGAGUCUGACUGUUCCACAGAUUGUCUGUCUCAUACCAUUCUGUCCCAAGAUAGUGACUGCAUGUAAUAAAAAAAUACAUAUGUUUUUAUUGGUAAGCCAUAGUCAUAAUAAUUAGAAGUAUUUCACUCUGUAAUGAAUCUAUGUGUGUUCUAUUUUCUGAAACGAGCGGCAGAAUAUAUAACUUUUUAUGAUAUUGUUUUACUGUUUGUUUUUAGAUGCACCUGUACAACAUGCACCCUCAACACAUCGAGCCGACUUGCAAAACAAUUAGAUUUGAAAUUACUGGGCAGGUUAGCUGCAGAUAAAAAAAAAAGGUCGUUAGCACAGAAACAUCUCAUCACAGGCGGUCUUACAUUUGUAUUUACAGGAUUUUUGAAAGAUUAUUAUAAGAUCCUUGCCCACUUCCCCGCCUCGUGCCCGGCGCGCCCCAGUCUCCAGGGAGAUGGGAAUGUGAGGGGGCAGCACGCAGACUCCUCUUGAGCAUUGGAAUGGGAGUCCGUCCCUCUCUCUCCCCUGAAGGAGCUUCCCCCCUCAGCCGUGACCAAUGGAACAUAGAGUCUCCAUUGUGGCUGAGACACUUUAAUAAUCGCCAGCUACAAUAUCCAACCUGUCGGUAGCUUCAGGAGCCCAGCCCGGCCCGUUGGACGCGGGGGGGAGGCUCAGUGGUGGGAAGAGGAGGGGGCGAACGCUCGGCGCCAGACCUCCACCCCUAAAGAUGUCCCCACGAUGAAUAAAUGAAUAAAAAGUAGAAAUGACUGAGGUCGGGCUGUCUCUGAAAUUGUGCGAUUUAUUCUCUGGAAUUAUGUUUUUCCUUCUUUAUAAAUUACCGUGACAAUAUUCCUUGGGCUUCUGAACCAAAGGAGACAGUUAGCAUGCACCAUCUGACCAAGUGUAAUAAUCGAAUCUUAAUAUAGUCAUUAGAUUAUCUAAUGUUUAAAAAAAAUGCGGCUCAGGGGUAAAACCGUCCUGAUUGCCUCCUUGGUUAUCCUUCCUCAAACACUAAUCAUUUGCUGUAGGCUAAUCUUUUCAUAAUAAAUCCGCUCAGGCAAUCAGUCUUAAUAGCUUAUUUCCACUUAGUGACGUGGUUAUUUGGUGGGAGGUUUGCACGUCAGUAAAUAAUAUAAUGUACUGAUAACAGAGGUACGAGCAGCAAUGUUUCUAUUUAGUUUUAGUCUGUGCAGUUUUCCAGUUAGCUGUAGUCUCCUGUGUUGUAUGUAGCAAAAAAUAAAUAAAUAAAAAUAACCCUGUAUCAAAUUCGUUACAUUUAAGCGAAUUUGCAACGUGCUAACUCUCUGUCAUGCUUGUGCGUCCUCACCAUCUUGCUCACUGCGCGCCGCAAUACAUGCAGUCCGAUCGGAGCGCCAGACCUCAACUCGUGUUUCAGUUCCCUGUGAAGCCCUUUUCUCACCGGCAGGGCGUUCCGAGAGCAGGAUCAAAAGGUUUUGAACCAGCUACAAAGGAAAAAUGGAAACUAGAGAUGAUCCUGGAUUUAAUAAAUCCACAAUGAAUGCGCGAGCCCAAGCAACCGCAAAUAUUUUUGCCUUAAAAAGAAAAAAAAAAUCUUUAAUGUUGACUUUAGGGCUUCUAUAACUUCCUAGUCCUAAUUUUUACUUUAUUCAGGUCCAAACGGGACUUUUGUGUCAUACAAAGCGCAAUUUUGGAUUGUGUUAAAUGUUAAUCAAAAUAUAGCAAACUAUCCGUUUGCAGAGGUCAAAGUCUCACAUUGGGCAUUUAAAAAAUAUAUAUUUUUAAGAAUUUGCACAUGAGUUUAACUAUAUUUAACUUAAUGAAAGUAUUACAAAUAAAAGUUAAACCAUGGUUAAUUCAAGCCAUGGAGAGGCGGCCCUAGUCUAUUUGGGCCCCUGGGCGAUCUACCUUUCUGGCGCUCCCCAGGCACCCCAAUCCUCUUCAUGAAGUUGUCCACUAGUAUAUUAACUUCAAACAUUUAGCUAAAUUAUCACAUGUGCUUUCCUGCAACUGAACACUAAAAAAACAAGUAUGAGGAAAAACAGUAAUACAAAUAGAAAUUGCGUACCUUGGACACACUAAAAUAAGAAUUUACCACAAUGAAUAAAAAAAAAUCUAAUUUUAACAGAUUAUCUUAACUGAUUUUCAAGCAAAGUAUGUUUGUGUCUUUAAGCUGUUAAACUUAAAUAAUUAUUUCUUGCCCAUUAAUUAUUAAAUAUCUACCGAAAUCAAAUUGAAAUUGAUGCACCACUUUUAUUCAUUUAAUCUGCUUGUUCUCACUCGUCAGUGCGGAUAAAACAAGAUUCAUCUGCGAUCCAGCCCCGUUGACUCGCUUACAGCAUUCUAAUCACCCUGCGCAUUCAGUGCCAAUCGCUGGGUUCUUAACUAGGGAGGCCAAUUGACCCUGUUGAACUUUUCUAGCUACCCCUUUUUUCCCCCUUCUGACUGCACCACCUCCAUGUCGGAGACGGAACACAGGCGCAGCGAGAGGUCAGGUGAGGAUCCUGUUUCAUCCACGCACGUCUCGCGCGGUGCACCCUCCUUACUAAGCCCCUCAUCACUUGCACGUGCGUCCGGUGGGAGGUUCCCCUACCACCCCGUUUGCGUCAAGCACUCCCUAAAUUGUAAUGUUAUCAUAAACAGUCCCACCUCAACGACCCAUAAUCACCUCUCGGGCUUUUUUUACCGAGACAUCUCAUUGGACGUGAACACGCGACCAGCGCGAGGAGGGGGGCUUCCAGACGCGUGCCGCUUUUUAAGCCGACGCAGCGCCUUGAGACACCAGAGAAGGAGUCCCGCACGCGACCCGAACCUCUUACACAUAAACACACAAACUGUGCGCAAUUGUGAAUUCCUAGGAACAUCUCCUAAUACAGUUAUAGGGGAAAGGUUUUCUUGUUAUUUUGGAAAUAUGGAUGUGUUAACGGUGGAAGAGUGGAGUAAAGGCGCGCGGGAGGUUGCAGCUCUGGGCGCGCUGCAACAGGAACGCGUCAGCACCGGGGUGGUGGAGAGGGGAGGGAACCAUCAAUCCGAGGUGUCCCGCUACGACCCGGGACAUACGCUCGUGGACGGCGGCAGUGACCCACGCGCCUGGCUAACCGACGCUUCUGGCACCUGCGCGGCACACGCCACAUCACCCGACUACCUGCGGCACUCGCCCUGUCCGAGCACCGGCUCCUACCAGGAGAGUUGUUCCCCCGGGUCCUCGGGCCAUCCCAGCCCUCCCAUUCACAGAAGAUCUGCCAAGAGUCCCUCCUCUUCCUCCCUCAAAGUCAGGGACCUGUGCCGCCUCAAAGGCACCAUCACAGGGCCCGAAGAAGAGGCCCCCCUGAGGCAGAGAGCGCAGUCCAGCAAGCCCGUCAGCGGCGUCCAGAGGCAGAGGCGGGUGGCCGCCAAUGCACGUGAGAGGAGGCGCAUGCACGGGCUGAACCACGCGUUCGACGAACUGCGCAGUGUCAUCCCGGCGUUCGACAAUGAUAAAAAACUCUCCAAGUACGAAACUCUGCAGAUGGCGCAGAUUUACAUCAACGCGCUGGCCGAGUUGCUGCAAGGUCCGGUGUCCGCCAACAAUGAAAACUCCGACGGUUCACCAAAGCGUGAUAUUUUGCUGUCACCCGCAGAUGGUUUUGAAGGGGCAAAAGAAAGGCCUGCCCAGUCGCCGUCACUUACCUGCAGGACAGCGGUGGCUCUGCCCCUCUCUGGUGAUGCCAUACCUGUUCACAUCAACGGGAUGCCAUUCCGCUCCUCAUUCCAAGAGAACUCAUUCACUGGCAGAGUUGAAGAAGCGAUGUGUUCCCCUUCUUGCUCGUCCUCACUUGUCGGGAAUGGGAGGAAAGAGUCUCCACGAAGCGACGGAGAGUUUUCCCCGCGCUCCCACUUCAGUGACUCGGAUGAAAUAGCAAUGGAGCUCCACUCAAGUGAAGAAGAUGAUCUAUCGGAAAUCAAGCUACCCAGCCACCGUCACCCCACCGUGUCGUUCUAAAUAGUUUUUGAAUAAAAAAGACUAAAUAAAAAUAGUUCACUGCAACAGAAUUGACCAAAUUUCAUUAAACCGUGUCAAUCGUACCUACUGCCUUGUAACUUCAGAGGGAAAAUAUUUCUCCUUUGUUUUUCAUUUGGCAAAGGAAAAAAGUGUUUCCUGUUUCUGCAAUAACUGUUGUUACUUUGUUAGAAAGGCGAUUCGGUUCUGCCAACACACAUGC